AUGCCAUCCAUUCUUCUGCUCUUGGCUUUUCUGUUGGUGCAGCCAUCCAUACUUCACUUUACCGAAUCCUCCAACAACUUUACGGAUCACUCAGCUCUCAUUGCCUUCAAAUCUAGAAUCACUUUUGGUCCAAAUGAUACCAUCUUCUCUGCUGGUAACUGGUCCACAACAACAAACUUCUGUGACUGGUUCGGGGUCUCUUGCAGCCGACGCAGACAAAGAGUCACAGCCUUGAACCUUUCCUUCGUUGGUCUCCAAGGCACCAUUUCCCCUCAAAUUGGUAACCUCUCAUUCCUUGUCUCACUUGAUCUUACUAACAAUAGCUUCUAUGGUUUUCUGCCGCUUGAGAUCUGUCGUUUACACCGUUUGAGGAAACUUCUCUUGCCAAACAACCUAUUGGAAGGUAGAAUUCCUCCAACUAUACAUUAUUGUCAGAAGCUUGAAAUGUUAGAUUUAUCAGGAAACAAGUUAAAUGGGAGCAUACCUAAAGAUUUGGGCAUGUUACCAAUGCUUCGCAAAUUAGACCUUAGUAUAAACCAUCUAGGAGGUACAAUUCCAUCGUCAUUCAGCAAUAUGUCGUCAUUAGAGAUACUGGCUUUGGAAUUCAAUAGUCUCACUGGUCCAUUUCCUCUUGUCAUCUCCAACUUGUCUUCUCUAAUAAUUAUUGCUAUUUCAGAAAAUCACUUCUCAGGAACCCUUCCAAUGGACAUUUGUGGCCACUGUCCUAAUCUUGAAGGACUGCAUACUAAUCACAACGAAUUCAGUGGUAAGCUCACCUCACAGUUUAAUAAUUGUAUCGAGCUUUCAGUCUUAUCUGUGUCAUACAAUAGGUUUGAUGGAAGUAUUCCAAAAGGUUUAGGGAGUCUAGAAAAGCUUGAACUGCUAUUUCUUGCUUAUAACAACUUGAAUGGAAAUAUACCUCCUACCAUAAGCAACUUGUCGAUGUUACAACAAUUUGGCAUUGCACAUAACAACAUUGAAGGAAGCAUUCCAAGUGAUUUAUCGCAUCUCCAAAAUCUGAAUUUACUGAAUUUUCAGCACAAUGCUCUCACAGGGAUACCUCAAGAUAUUUUCAAUAUUACCUCUCUACAAGUGCUUGCCUUGGUGGGAAAUUCCUUGUCCGGAAAUCUUCCACUUGAUACUUGGAUCUCUUGUCCAAAUAUUGAAUUUCUGUUACUUGAUUACAACAAAAUUAGUGGUCCUAUCCCAUCAUAUUUUUCAAAUUGUUCCAGACUCAUCCAAAUAGAUUUUGGUAAAAACUUAUUCUCCGGACCAAUACCCAAAAGUUUUGGAGACUUAAAAUAUCUCAAAGCGCUUGGUUUUAAUGAUAAUCAGCUAACAGAGGAUCCUGGACAUCAAGAGUAUAAUUUCCUUUCAACUUUAACUGGUUGUAGUUCUUUGGAAACACUAUCCAUAUCCCUCAAUCCCUUGAAUAUUAAAAUUCCGGAUGCCAUUGGAAAUUUUUCAAUUUCGUUGGAAGUCAUUGAUGCAGGUUAUAGCGAAAUAAAGGGUCAUAUUCCAAUGGGAAUUGGUUCCUUGAAAAACUUGAAUUGGAUUGAAUUGAGGGGUAAUAGUUUGUCCGGCAACAUACCAUCAACAAUUGGGGGUUUGGAGAGCUUGCAAAGAUUACAUCUUGAGGAUAACAAGAUUGAGGGAUUCAUUCCAGAACAACUUUGUCAGUUAAAGAACUUGGGAGAAUUGUUUUUAUCAAAUAACAAAAUCUCUGGAUUCAUCCCAAAUUGCAUUGGAAACCUCAAUCUUUUACAAAGAUUAAACCUGAGUCAUAAUGGACUGACAUCAUCAAUCCCAUUGAAUGUAUGGAGCCUUGAAGAUCUGCUAUUCUUGGAUUUGUCAUCAAAUUCCCUGGGUGGAUCUUUGUCUCCAAACGUGACAAAAUUAGCUGCUAUUGAGCAUGUGGAUUUAUCUUGUAACCAAAUUACUGGAAAUGUUCCAAGUAUAAUUGGUACUUUUGAAAGCCUUGGUUAUCUUAAUUUGUCAAUGAACUCAUUUCAAGGAGACAUUCCACAAUCUUUUGGACAAUUGAAAGGAUUGGAUAAGUUGGACCUUUCAAACAAUAAUCUCUCUGGUACAAUUCCUAAGUCUCUUGAGGCACUUACAUAUCUCAAGUAUUUGAAUUUGUCAUUCAAUAAGCUAUUAGGAGAGAUUCCAUCUGAUGGACCUUUUGCAAACUUUAAGGCAGAAUCGUUUUUAGGUAAUAAAGCACUUUGUGGCAAUUCAAAUUUUGGAGUUCCACCUUGCACGAGACUGAGCUCUCCUCGAGUAUCAAGACUAAAACAAAUUUUGCUAAGAUAUAUUAUUCCUGCCAUUGCAUCAAUUAUAAUCUUUGUAACAUUGGUCUUUAUGCUGAAAAGGCAUCCACAAUGUGAAAUGAAAAUUCCAGGUUUGCCGAUCACAUUGCUUGCAGUAGAUCAUAGAAUGAUAUCAUAUCAAGAGCUUUGUCGUGGGACAAACAACUUUUGUGAAAGCAACUUGCUUGGAACCGGAGGUUUUAGUUCUGUGUACAAAGGGAUACUUUUUGAUGGAACAAUUGUUGCUGUCAAAGUUCUAAACCUACAAAUGGAGGGUGCUUUCAAAAGUUUUGAUGUUGAAUGUAAGGUGUUAAGGGCAAUCAGACAUAGGAAUUUGGUUAAAGUUAUUAGUACAUGCUCAAACCUUGAGUUUAGAGCUCUUGUGCUACAAUACAUGUCAAAUGGUAGCCUUGAAAAGUGGUUAUACUCUCACAACUACUGCUUGAAUCUUGUUCAAAGAGUAAACAUUAUGGUUGAAGUUGCAUUUGCCUUGGAAUAUCUCCACAAUGGUCAAGCAACAUCUGUGGUACAUUGUGAUUUAAAGCCUACUAAUAUUCUUUUGGAUGAGGACAUGGUUGCACAUGUGGGUGACUUUGGAAUUGCAAAGAUUUUAGUCGAAAACAAGGAUGCAACACAAACUAAAACCCUUGGUACACUUGGCUACAUCGCACCAGAGUAUGGUUCUGAAGGGAGAGUUUCUACCAAAUGUGACAUUUAUAGUUAUGGGAUAAUAUUAUUGGAGACGGUCACAAGAAAAAAACCCACUGAUGAAAUGUUUGUUGGAGAACUUGGGAUGAGGCAAUGGAUUUCAUCACUUCCUGACAGAAUGGAUGUUGUGGACCAUGGUUUAACUAGGAAUGAAGAUGGAAGAGAUGCAACUGAAAUGCAAGCUAUUCUUUCAUCUAUCUUAGAAUUAGGCUUGAGGUGCUCUGAAGAUUUACCAGAUGCAAGACCUGACAUCAAAGAUGUGGUGACCAAGAUUAAUAAGAUCAAACUGGCACUUCAUGGAAACAGAAGUACUAGAGGUAUCUGAUAUCUGUGUUAUUGCUCAAGUUUCGCAUGUGUGCACAUGUAGCUACGUCGAUAUAGCUUGCUUUCCCGUUUGUCUUAUUUAUUUUCUAUGGUGUAAUUUCAUGACCCUGGUUUAUUCAAUCCCUAUGAUCUAAGCCACUAGGUAUGUUAUAUGUUGAUCAUGUCGUUUUUUAUUUGUUGAUAGCCAAACGUGAAAUUCAUUCUUAUAAUCUUGUCAU
Molecule: messenger RNA, 3559 nt
Organism: Quercus lobata
Lineage: Eukaryota; Viridiplantae; Streptophyta; Magnoliopsida; Fagales; Fagaceae
Product: receptor kinase-like protein Xa21
Exons: 2
Coding region: 1-3342 (1113 amino acids)
Biological process (GO): protein phosphorylation
Molecular function (GO): protein binding; ATP binding; protein kinase activity
Source: RefSeq, a predicted model, not a curated record